AUGUUAACUUCACCUUAUAUCUCUAUUAUAAAACCCGAUCGAAAUCUACUUAAUCCAAAUUUUGAGGGUUACCGUCUCACGAUAUUUGACGAUGAGGAAGGUCUUCUUCGUGUUCCACUCCCUGAGCCUGGAAUUAACAUUCCAAAGGUCCCUGUAAACUCACAGCUAUCUUACAAAGAAAUGCAUAGCCUAGUACAUUACAACCAUUUAUUCGCCGGCUUUACAGCGGAAGGUAUUGGGAACGCGUUUUAUUUUGACUCAGAGCUCCAGAUAAUUCUUGUGGAAUAUGAUCCGAUAACGGAUUCUAUUACCACGCAUCCUCUUAUUAAAUUACCAAAACCAACAACGAUAAGUGAAUCCAUAUCUAGUUCGAAUUACCCUUCUUUAAGAACUCUUUCUGCAACUUUGUUAUUGGCAUCCAAUGGCCUGGGAAACAUUUAUCUAUUAAAAGUAUCCAGAAACAUAGAAAAUCAAGUUGUAACUGCAGAGAUUAUCGAGAGUAUUAAUUUUUAUGGGCAUUCUGAAGCGAACGAUGAUACUGCAAUUAACGACGCCAUAAUUGUACCUUGUGUUCUUUUAGAUGGCAAAAUUAUUGAUGAAUCUGCACAAAUUCAUUUUAUUGUAUAUAAUGUUGUAGUUUCCAAACAUGAGUCAUCCUCACUAUCAAUAUCGUCAUCACGAGAAACAAGCAAGAAAUUAUUUGAUGUUUCUCUUCUACAAAUGUCUUUGGACGCUUCAUCAUCAGGUGCUGAAGUGAAACAUGUUCUUCGAGGACCCGAUAUUCCAUUGUAUUGUGCUCUUGAUAUGAAAGGAGAAGGAUAUAUUAUUGGAUGUGACGGCGAAUAUUCUGUAUUAUCACUAAACAAUGCCAAUAUAUCGACCUCGGAAAAAGAAAAAGAAAGUUUGGAAGAAAAACAAUGUGAUGAAGAGACAAAGGAUCCUCUUCCUUAUUUAUGGACACAGACAAAUUCUGAUGUCUCCAUCAAUUUUCAAUUGCCGCCUGGAACACCAAAGUCUGCAGUCCAUUGUAGUUUUUCCAAGACACACCUUUCAUUGACUAUAAAACUACCAGAUGAUUUUCAAGAAUCUUCAGGUAAACCCAAUUCAACAUCGAAAUCCACAUCUAUCCCUUGUUAUGUUUUUACUCCUUUACAUGGUGAAAUCGACUCUUCUGCUUCUCUCUGGAUCAUCGAGUCGAGAAUAGGAUUACUUACAUUACAUCUUGAAAAGCAGAACCGGGGAACACGCUGGAUGCAUGUAUUUAAACAUGAUGACGGAGUUUUGGAAACUCUUGAUCCAAAUGAGCUUGCUGAAUUUCGAGAACGUCUUGAGAAAUUUACAUCCAGCUCUACCGAUGGACAAUCAUUUGCCUCAACUCUUCAUCAUCCAAUAGGACAUGAAAUAGAGGAUUCUAUUGACUAUGAAGGACGAACUGUAAAUUUUCUGUGGAUUGAAAAACAAGGAAAUAUUGCGGCUAAAUUUGCUGGUGGCAGUCAUGAAUUUCUUUGUCCACAAUUCGAGUAUUUUGGGAGACGAGACAUUGAAUCAUCAAUUAACAGAUUCCCAUCUAUUUGUCUUAAAUACGAUGUUGAUGGUUUAAUCUAUGAAUUUCAACGUUCAUCUGGAUAUCCACCAAUCACUGUGACUCAUGUGUCAACAUUUGAUGCUUUCGGAUUUGUUCAAGCCUCUAAACGCGAAAAACGUCAUUUAUUUCAUGACCCUUUAAAUAAAUUUAUUAUGGUCCUUGAGGAAACUCAUCGUGCUUUUAUUUAUUGGCACACUGAAGGUCAAGCCAAACGCGCUUCCGAUAAACAAAAUGUUGUUGACAUUGUUGGAGAAUCUAAAGACGAGGAUGUCCUGGGAGUUCAAAUGGUCGCAGAUGGUGUUAUUCUGGUGCUAUUGACAAAAACAAUUGUUGGCAUCAAAUUAUCCUGA
Messenger RNA from Ambispora gerdemannii, 1935 nucleotides. NCBI's taxonomy places the organism in Eukaryota, Fungi, Glomeromycota, Glomeromycetes, Archaeosporales, Ambisporaceae. The record is from the annotation of a GenBank genome assembly.